GCGGAGAAGGAAGAGAAGGUGACGUUAUUUGAGUUCAGAAUCAAACUCAGGAACUACACCUAUGACCCUUUCUACAACAUCACAGGUCGAUACUUCAAGCCUUGGCUAUGGUACACAACUCGAAGCAGACAUGGUCGUACGCUGCUGCUCCUCUCCUUCCACUACGACGUUCUGUCCAUGAACAUCCUGACAAUCGGUGUCAAGCAACUGGAUGCGGAACUUAUUGAUAGUCCACAUGGAUGUUUCGGUCAGUUGCCCACUGAGCAGCAAGUGAAAAGAAUUCGGGCGCUACUUUUGAGCAGAAACAAUGUGGGUCAAAGCUCUUCCUAUGGGAAAUCUGCUAGAGAAGAGUUUGCUUGCAACCAGAUGAUCCAAGAAAAUGACGGUGACGCAGAUUUUGUCUAUGACUGCUGUUUCAAAGACAGCGCUGGUGAAUUGGUUUGUUCCACGAAAGGAGAGAAUUUUUGGAUUAACAUUCUGUACAUGGCAAUCACCAUUAUCAAGAUACUGAUGUUUCUGUUCUGCCCAAAGUUUGUGCCCGCCAGCGCUUACAGUGCUACGUACAUGGCAUCUGAGUACAUGGUCACGCUGAAGCAGAAGCUCAAAAUGAAGCUCUUCGUAUCCGAGAAGACAGAUACGAAUGUGAAGUUUAAACAUCGACUGACCCUAGAGGACAUCUCAGAAUGGUGGAGGUUUAGAGACGCCAUAGAGACGUUACCGACUGAUGAAGUGAUUCCUGUCGAGAUAACCGAGCUCAGAAUUAAGGUGAAAGGAAAGAGAAUCAUACCGGAGAACGACCCACCGACAGGUUUACUCAAAACCUUGUAUGACAACCUGAUGCGAUGUAAGAUCAAGAAUCUAGAAGCCUUUAACGAUUGUUGUGAGAGCAGUAUCUUCGCUAGCAUGGAGCCCAAAUUCCGGCGAAAGAUCACCUGGCAUGGACUCGUGAAGAUCCUAAUGAAGGGAUUCAUGUUGCUCCUCAUCCCAGUCCCCUACUACAUCAGACUCUUCAUUUAUUUCAAGUUCGAAGCGGAUGAAGUUAGCAAACGCCGCGAAGCUAUCAGGAGAAACGGACUCAGCGAAUCGUUCAACUUUGUGAAAACCAAUGUCAUCCAGUACUUCACCCCAACGCAUGGUGUUUUCAUAGCAUCAUAUGUCUUGUACUUCGUUUGCGCCGUCAUCAUCGCCUCUACCAGCAAAGCAUUCAGGAUUAAAUUAAAAGACGUGGCUCGAUCGGCUCUGGGUGAUAUGGACUUUGUUUCUCAAACGGGAGUUUUGGGAAUCAUUAUAAGGACUUUGUUGUACCCAUUUAAACGUUGUGGUCUUCUGGGACUUAUCAUAGGACCUGUAUAUUUCCUUUUAGCGCUGCCUCUUUGCAUGCUUGUGUUCACUAUUUAUUGUAUUCCCACCGUUUACAUGACCUUCAGACUGCCGUACUACGCUCGAAAAAUUAUGGGAACCACUGCGACCAUGGCUGAAGCUGAUAAACAAGAAAAGCUACGCAAGAUGAAAAAGCUGGGUCGGAAAAUUUCCAAAAUUGAUAAAUUUGCUCAUAGUGGUGGAGUUCAACGUAAAGGGCACAAGUUCAUCCCAGACGAUCUAACUUUCCAGGGAUGUCAGACGAUACAGAACGUUGCCAUCCAGAUCUUCUGCAGCAUCUUCUUUCUGUGUAUAUUGUACUCGGUUGCGCUGAUCAUCGCGGAGUCUAUAGGAUUAUUUGUGGAGGUCAUCUGCUUCACCAUGAUGGGUAUAAUCGUGAACGCCGCGUCAGUCCUCAAAUACCUCUCCAUGAUCCUGCUGGUCUUCGUGUAUAUGAACGACUGCUACAGCAACGUCUACGAAAACUACCUCACAUUCAACAAGACCAUCAUUGACGACAUCAUUGAGAGGACCACGGCGGAUCUGCGGAAGAUUGCCAGCAUGCCGUCGAGCCAGCAAACCAAUACAGCAUUCCACGUGAAGUGCGUGGAUGAAGAGAAAGAAGUAACCCCUUCUUUAAACUUUGAAAAGAAAGAACCCCGCUGGAAACUAGGUCAACUUCUCCUAUUUUUAGAUUCUUACGACACGCCGAGAAUACCUCUGAGGUUGUUUCAGAGGCUUUGUCAGGUUCGUGUUCACGGUGCUCCAGGUCCUGUGUAUCUCAACCUCCUGGCUGCCACGGGGAAGUUCAUGAUCAUUGUGGUCUUCCUCAUGUUUGUGAUGCUCGUGGUACUGGCAUUUGGAAAUAUUUAUGAGAUGUCGAACACAAACACAACACUGGCUACUUUAGCUGGCGGGUUUGUACCCAUGUUGCUGAAGAACGUCUUGUCCUCCAAGGGAGCUAAGCUCAGCCUGAAGACUGUCAGUUUCAAAGGCCAGAUAGAUGAAAUCAUUGGAGACUACAGGCAGUACUGGCCCCUGACAGAUUUCGUUUUCCAGCAAUAUGUUCCGGGAGAAGACGGUGAAGAGGAUGAAGAAAACAAAGAAUUUCCUAGUAAAUCCAAUGAGAAUGAUAAACACGGGGAAUCUGGGGAUGCAAAACGUAAAAAGUCUAUUGCAGUAAAAGCUCUGGAAAGCACCAAACCCAAAGAAGGAGCAGCUGAAGAGAACAAGAAGAAGCAUACAGAGGGUAUUCAUUUCAGUGAUGAAAUCGAUGAUUCUCAACGGAAAGAUGAUAAGAAAAACGGGUUGCUUCGGACCCCGUCGAAACUGACCAAAGAAUUACUAGAAGAUGAUGAUACGGUAGAUCUUUUCAUAGACUUAAGCGUGGCGGACACAGCAGGGUGGUCUAUUUAUGGAUCAUCCGAGAGUCUGCCUUCCGAGGCCAUGAUGCCAGGUUACUUUGAUCCUAAUAAAAUUAACGAAGAGUACGAAGACAAUGUUACAACCCGACAACCUGUUGCGGGGGAACCUCCAGAAUAUAGUAUGUCUGUCAGUUAUCAUCCAAAGUCCUCUGCGUAA
Candidula unifasciata is the source of this 2940-nucleotide messenger RNA. The record is from the annotation of a GenBank genome assembly. Lineage: Eukaryota; Metazoa; Mollusca; Gastropoda; Stylommatophora; Geomitridae.